Alligator sinensis (Chinese alligator) is the source of this 616-nucleotide messenger RNA. RefSeq names its product polypeptide N-acetylgalactosaminyltransferase-like 6. The transcript is spliced from 4 exons. Gene Ontology annotation, cellular component: Golgi apparatus. The coding region runs from base 153 to 494 and encodes 113 amino acids. The record is from RefSeq and is a predicted model, not a curated record. NCBI's taxonomy places the organism in Eukaryota, Metazoa, Chordata, Crocodylia, Alligatoridae.
CAGGAGAAAGUUUUUUUCUCCUGUGUUUGGUCCUGAAGGGAGAGGGUAAUAUGCCAGAAGGAAUCUUGACAUGUCCAUGAAAUAAGGAUCUAGAUAGUAGAAAUGGUUACAGGAGAAAAGUCUGGAGAGUUAUUAUUCUAUACGUGUGCAAGAUGAAAGGGAGCCCAAGGAUAGGGAAAGGUGAGCAUGGAAAGCCAUACCCUCUCACAGAAGAAGACCAUGAUGAUUCUGCUUAUAGGGAGAAUGGUUUCAACAUAUUUGUUAGCAACAACAUAGCCCUGGAACGAUCCCUGCCAGAUAUUCGUCAUCCUAACUGUAAGCACAAGGUGUACUUGGAAAAGCUGCCAAAUACUAGCAUAAUUAUCCCAUUUCAUAAUGAAGGUUGGACUUCACUUUUGCGAACUAUACACAGCAUUAUCAACCGGACUCCAGACAGCUUGAUAGCUGAAAUAAUUCUUGUGGAUGACUUCAGUGACAGAGGCUAUUUUGACUGAACACUGAAAUAAUAUUUAAUAUCAGGAGGAAGAAAAGAGUGAAGUCCCUCAUGUCCUUCUUUUUAAAAAAAGCCUGAAUUGGUGUAUUCUAUGUUUAAUCUAAAAAAAGUCUGUUAUUUCUU